AUGCCUUCACGAAGGUACAAUCAGAAUAGAAAUGUUCAUGCACGUCCUAUAGGAGGAAAUGGAGGAAGAAUGAGACAGGAUAUGGGUAAGCGACCUCAGCAGGCGCAGAUGCGACCAGUAUGUAGGCAGUGCAGAAAGGAGCAUGGAGGUAGACCUUGUCAGCUUACAAGUGUUAUCUGUUUUUCUUGUGGUCAGCCUGGACAUAUGGCUAAGGACUGUCCGAAGAAGCCAGUACAAGGAAUAGAUAGGCCGCGACAGCAAGGACGUGUGUUUGCUAUGACUGCUGAUAACGCAAUGAAAUCAGACUCCCUAAUUCAAGGUCAGUGUUAUGUCAAAUCUCGACUCUUAACUGUACUGUAUGACUCUGGUGCAUCACAUUCAUUUAUUUCUGAGACUGUUGCGCAUGAGUUGGGAUUAGAUUUCACCAUGUUAGAUUAUAAUCUAAUUGUUCGUACACCCACAUCUCAAAAUGCCUUGACUAGUCAAGUAUGUCAACAGGUGCCUUUUGUUAUUGAGGCUAGGACUUUUAUACAUGACCUGGUUUGUUUGCCUUUGUGUGGUUUAGAUAUUAUCUUAGGUCUAGAUUGGUUGUCCAAGCAUCAUGUUUUCCUUGAUUGUUUUAAACGAAUUGCUACAUUUCCAUCAUCAGAAAUGCACACUGAACCAGUUGAGUCUUGUACUUUCUAUUUGAAUUCCCUAAGAGUUAUUUCUAGUAAUAGUGGGUUAGAGGGUUACGUUCUACUAUCGGCUAGCUCAGAAACUAAUGAACAAGACUUGGAGCAAAUCCGAGUGGUGAAGGAGUUUCCUGAUGUUUUUUCGGAUGAUAUACCUGAGUUUCUACCUCAGAGAGAGAUAGAGUUUAGUAUUGAUCUGGUUCCUGGAGCCGGACCAAUUUCUAUAGCACCGUAUCGGAUGUCACCGUUGGAACUAGCAGAGUUAAAGAAGCAGUUGAAUGAAUUGCUGGGGAAGAAGUUUAUUCGUCCGAGUGUAUCACCAUGGGGAGCUCCAGUGUUACUAGUAAAGAAGAAGGAUGGUGGAAUGAGGUUAUGUGUGGAUUAUCGGCAAUUGAACAAGAUCACAAUUAAGAACAAGUAUCCACUCCCAAGGAUAGAUGAUCUGAUGGACCAGCUGAGAGGUGCGACAGUAUUCUCGAAGAUUGAUUUGCAGUCAAGUUACCAUUAA
This is a messenger RNA of Arachis ipaensis, 1182 nucleotides long. NCBI's taxonomy places the organism in Eukaryota, Viridiplantae, Streptophyta, Magnoliopsida, Fabales, Fabaceae. The record is from RefSeq and is a predicted model, not a curated record.